CUUCGAAGCUGAGUCACACGGAGCACCAGCCGCGGCGGCCACGGACGGACGGACGGAGCCCCUUCUCACAACCUCGGGAGGCAACACGCGCGGCGGGAGGACGCGGAGAUGCUCGCGUGGGAAGCCGUGCUUUGGGGGCUCUUCUCCCUGGUGUUCAGGACGGCUUGGGGGGAGCCUAUGGCAGCUACUGUAUGCCCUGGAGGCCAGUCCUGGAGUCCAGACUUGGAGAAAUGUAUGGAUUGCGCUGUGUGCCGACUCCAGAAUAAGAAUGACUUCUGCUCUUCAUGUGGAGACCCCCAGCCUCCGGAUACAUUCAAAAUAUGGCUUGUAGUGGGAGUAUCUCUGGGAACUUUCUUUUUGCUGGGCAUCAUCGGUGGUAUCAUCAUUUAUGCCCGCUGCCGGCGGCGAGAAAAAUUCACCACCCCCAUUGAGGAGACUGGAGGCCAUUCAGCUCAGGAAUCACUGAUACACUGAAGAUGUCUUUCUCAACAUUUCAAAAAAGAAGAGAAGUCCAACUUUUCAUUACCUCUGGUAUUUCCUGAAGAAUCCGGAAGGAUUUUUUAAAUCUGCCCUGGAAUUCUAGGGUGUUAACACUUUUUUUUGCACAAAUACACACCCACCUGAAGGAGGGGAAGAGGGCAAGGUGGUGUGAGGGCUUCCUUGUGUACAUUUCAGGAAAAACAAAACAAAAAAGUAUUGCUGGUCCCUUUUGUAAAGGAACAUCAACCUUCUCACUAACGUUUUUUGUUUGUUUGUUUAAUGUUAGUGGAAGCACAAAAGGGGUCUAUUGAGGUCCCCCCAAGGUCUAAUGCCCCAUAUUGGGGUGAUUUAAUUUCAUAGUUGGGGUACCGCUGUGGGGAAAUCUUUCAGCUCCUCAGUCUUCCCUACGAUGGACACUCCUAGUAGGAAGCUCACAGCAACUGUUGGGAUGUUUUUCAGAGGAGUGAUUCAAAACAAAACAUGAAUGUGAUUCCCCCCCCCCAAUUAUAUGUAUAUUGAGAAAUAUAUAGGGUGCUAAGGCACUCUGGAAGAGGAGCAGGGACUAGUUUUCAACUGAGCCUCUUGUCUGAUUUUUCUCUCGUCAGUGGCUGGGCCACUAUGUGAAGAAGAAGAAAACAGGCUAGUACCAUAAUUUAAGUAGAAGCCACACUAACAUUGGUCUUUUCUCCUUCCACUUGCCUGUUCUCGGUGCUCAUAGAGAUAGAGAGAGGCCACUAUUUAUAUCUCCUGCUCUGAGAAGAGAACAUUUAAUGUUUAAGGUGUGUGGUUUUUGGUUUGGUUUGUUUUUUUGGUCAGACAUGAUUAGAAACCAAGAAACAAUAUGUCACAACAUGAAUUAAUGUUUGUGGAUUUAAGCAAAAUAAAAACUAUUAAUUCUUAA
Molecule: messenger RNA, 1381 nt
Organism: Pogona vitticeps (central bearded dragon)
Lineage: Eukaryota; Metazoa; Chordata; Lepidosauria; Squamata; Agamidae
Gene: TNFRSF12A
Product: TNF receptor superfamily member 12A
Biological process (GO): positive regulation of extrinsic apoptotic signaling pathway
Cellular component (GO): plasma membrane
Molecular function (GO): protein binding
Source: RefSeq, a predicted model, not a curated record